CCCGGAGAUGCCGCACGAGGAGGGGCUGCAAACGCAGCCGGCGGGGAUCUGAGGGGGAAAGAGCCAGCCUGGGCCGGGAAGGCGGCCGGAGAUGGAGCCAGAGCUCGGAGCUGGUGCUCCAUGAGCAGCUCCAUGAUGGGUAGAAGCCCCACACGUGCAUGGAGUGUGGGAAGAGCUUCAGUGUGAGGUCCAGCCUGAUCAGGCACCAGAGGAUCCACACUGGGGAGAGGCCGUACAAGUGCUCCGAGUGUGGGAUGUGCUUCAGCCAGAGCUCCAGUCUGAUCACGCACCAGAGGACCCACACUGGGGAGAGGCCCUAUGAGUGUUCCAAGUGUGGGAAGGGGUUUAGGACCAGCUCCCAUCUCCUCCGGCACUAUCAGAGUCACAGAGAGGAGAGGCCCUUCCAAUGCCCUGACUGUGGGAAAGGAUUCCUGUGCAACUCCCACCUCAUCACCCACCGGCGCAUCCACACUGGGGAGAGGCGCUAUGAGUGUGAUAAAUGCAGGAAGAGGUUUCAUAACAGCUCCUAUCUCCUCCAGCACUAUAGGAUUCACACAGAGGAGAGGCCCUUCCGCUGCCCCGACUGUGGGAAGGGAUUCAAGCGCAACUCCACCCUCAUCAGGCACCAGCGCAUCCACACAGGGGAGAGGCCCUACGAGUGUCCCCAGUGUGGGAAGAGCUUCUCCAGGAGCUCUAACUUGACCCGACACCAACGGAGGCACUGCUAAGGGGAGCCCUGCGAGUGCCCCGAGUGCAGGCAGAGCUUCGUGCGCUGCUCCAGCUCCAUCCCCCACUGGAGGAGACACUUUGGGCGCAGCCCUGGUCACUGACAUUCCCUGUGAUCCAUGUUGGGAACACACCUGGCUGCAUAGACUUUUGGUUUGGCCUUUAUUUUCCUCUGCUUCACCUUCAUCCUUUAAAAAUACCCAAAACUGGUUUAAAUGAAGGAAAUUGAUCGAAUAUAUCUGCAGUUCCAUAAUUGCUGAGUUGUUUUAGAGGGAAUUUAGUUUUUGGGGACACGUUCUGUGUGGAGUGCUGCUGUUGCUAAGAGGCAGGAAUUUGAUCUCACCCUUCUUGUGUUGCUAAGAACUCCUCCCCUGACCCAAACCCCAACUCCACGCUUGGGAUACCCUAU
This is a messenger RNA of Zonotrichia albicollis (white-throated sparrow), 1135 nucleotides long. Lineage: Eukaryota; Metazoa; Chordata; Aves; Passeriformes; Passerellidae. The record is from RefSeq and is a predicted model, not a curated record.